AUGCACUUGCAGGAUCACGGGCCAGUUGACUCGCCGUACAUAACGCAUGUACAGAGAAAAGUUCCACACUGGCAUCCACCAGCUGACGUAUCGCAUGAGAAAGAAAAGGAACAAGAUAUAUCGAUGUCUACUCAAGACGCCAAGGUGCCAAAAUUUGUCAACUUUGUAACAGGAGGCAUGUCGGGUGUGGUAGCUCAGAUCGUGACGCAUCCUAUGGAUGUUCUUAAGAUACACAUGCAAAUGUCACGCGAGAGUUUACGUGACACGGCACUUCGUAUUCUUAACACGAGCGGAGCCUGCGGUUUUUACGCGGGAUUAAGUGCGGCUCUUCUCCGUCAAUUGACCUACACCACCAGCAGGCUUGGAAUCUACACCAUUUUACUGGAUAUCGGGGAACAACAUUUCGGUUAUUUAAAUUAUGUCACGAUGAUUAGUCUCGGGAUGAUAGCUGGUGUGAUGGGCUCUUUCGUCGGCACCCCCACUGACUUACUGUUCAUUCGUAUGGUGGCUGACGUGAAUUUACCACCAGAAAAGCGAUGGAAUUAUAAAAACGUUAUUAGCGGCAUCUUUAGUGUAUGGAAAGACGAGGGAUUUCCUGGAUUAUGGAGAGGAGCAGUGCCCACAAUGGGCAGAGCGGCGAUUGUAAAUGGAACGUUGUUAGCUACAUAUACAAGGACGAAGAUGAUGCUGCGAGAUACAGGUUAUUAA
Molecule: messenger RNA, 708 nt
Organism: Pogonomyrmex barbatus (red harvester ant)
Lineage: Eukaryota; Metazoa; Arthropoda; Insecta; Hymenoptera; Formicidae
Product: mitochondrial 2-oxoglutarate/malate carrier protein
Source: RefSeq, a predicted model, not a curated record